GCAGGCGCCGGAGUGGUUAAGGACCGCGGGAAGCUGCUCGAGAACUAGUACACCCCUGCGCAGGCCGGCCCUAGAGGCCCGCCGGACGCGCCAUGACCGCCGGGAGAGCCUGGGGCUGGGCCGCGGGGGUCCUCGGCGUGGUCUGCCUGGUGCUCCAGUUCGACUCCAUCAGCUGUGAUCCCCAGAGGAUGUUUGGAAUUGUGAACAAGAGCGUAACUUUCUAUGUAGCAAGUUCCGAACACGUUACAGAGAUCAUGUGGACAAAAAGUAAGGAUAAAGUCAUCGAAUGGGAAGCAGGCUCCUCCAUCCACGUUUUCCCACCUUUUGUAGAUAGAGUUCAUUUAGACACCACGUCAGGAAGCCUUACCAUCUUCAAUCUGACAUCAUCGGAUGAAGCUGAGUAUAGAUUUGAAUCUCCGAGCUUUGGUGACAUCUUGUUUACUCUGAAUGUGAUUGAUCCUCUUCCAUCUCCAACACUAAAUUGCACCUCGACUGCUGAAGACAUUACAGUCCAUUGCAGGAUCCCGGAAUCUUACAACCACACAGAAUUUUUAAACUACUCAUGGAAUUGCUUUUCAACACCGUGUGAAAGUAGCUCCGAUCCGUCUGAAGUGUUGAUUAAGAAGAAAAAUGAUCUCUCACAGGAAAUACAGUGUAUUGUUAGCAACCCAUUGUCCAAACAGACAUCAUCGCUUGCUUUAGCAACCUGUGUCCCAAACAGUCAGUCAAGGCACAAUUUUGUGAUUAUACCAGCAGUAGUCCUCGUAGCAGGAGUGGCAUUUUUUUUGCUGUUUAGAAAAGGUUGUCUGAAAUGUGGCAGAAACACAGAGAGAACCGAUCCCAGUUGACCGGUACUACAAGGUGAAAUCAAAUGUAUAGCGACUAACUUAUUUAAAUAAUGGAAAAAAAGCCAUCUGAUUUGCCAUUCAAGUUUAUGUCAUCUUCGAGGACAUUUUGGAAUUCUAAUCUGAAGUGGCCCUCCACCAGAAGGUUCUUUUUUGGCAGAAAUAUCAACUAAAAACCAGCACCAGUAUCUACCCUAUCCCUGCUGUGAUCUAUGACUAGAUAACUGUAGAUAAUUUUGCGUCUCAAUUUUUUACUAUAAAUUUUCUAUCAGAGAUAUAAACUUGUAAAUAUGUAAA
Zalophus californianus (California sea lion) is the source of this 1142-nucleotide messenger RNA. It is a transcript of the gene CD58, whose product is annotated as CD58 molecule. NCBI's taxonomy places the organism in Eukaryota, Metazoa, Chordata, Mammalia, Carnivora, Otariidae. Gene Ontology annotation, molecular function: signaling receptor binding. The transcript is spliced from 6 exons. Gene Ontology annotation, cellular component: cell surface. The record is from RefSeq and is a predicted model, not a curated record. Bases 93 to 848 code for a protein of 251 amino acids.